Molecule: messenger RNA, 951 nt
Organism: Solanum dulcamara
Lineage: Eukaryota; Viridiplantae; Streptophyta; Magnoliopsida; Solanales; Solanaceae
Product: uclacyanin 1-like
Exons: 2
Coding region: 74-754 (226 amino acids)
Cellular component (GO): plasma membrane
Molecular function (GO): electron transfer activity
Source: RefSeq, a predicted model, not a curated record
UUCUCAAAAUAUAGCGAAAUUAACAAGUGUUGUAGUUUGCUGAUCCUAAUUAUAACAUUUUUGGUGAUUUAAAAUGGCAAUAGUUAAAAUAUUACUGAGCUUGGCUACCAUAGUCAUUGUGUUUGGUUCUACCAUGGCUGCAAAUCAUACAGUGGGAGCUCCUAAUGGUGGAUGGGAUCAGAACACUGCUCUUGCAACAUGGGCUGCAUCCAAAACUGUCGUAGUUGGUGAUAGUUUAAUUUUUGUGUAUGCUCCAAACCAUGAUGUUCUUGAAGUUACAAAAGCUGAUUAUGAUUCUUGCCAGACAACAAAUGCACUAUCAACAAAUGGUGGAGGGAUGACUAUUAUGCCUCUAUCUUCUACUGGUAAAAGAUACUUUAUUUGUGGAACUGGUGGACAUUGUGCCUCAGGAAUGAAACUUGAAAUCAACACACUUGCCACAGCUUCUCCUCCUCCUGCAGUUGCUCCACCUGCUAAAUCCCCUGUUUCAUCACCAACGCCGAAAAUUGCACCUCCUGUUUCAUCACCAUCGCCGAAAAAUGCACCUAAAAUCUCCCCUGCAAAAUCCCCUGCUGCUGCAGUUCCUCCAUCAUCAACAACUAUUGAGGUUCCGACAUUGCCUCCUUCUAGUGGUUUCGUACCAACAUCAUCUCCACCAUCACCAUCUCCACCAUCGUCUGCUGAUAAAAUUAGUGUCCUUGCUAGUUCCACCGUGGGAUUUGGCGUGGUCAUUAUGAUGUUGUUCUUUAUGUAAUCCAUUGGGUUUUUUGUUUUUGAAUUAUUGUUUUAAUUCUCUUUUGUGUAUGAUUUAUUCGAUCGUGGAUAUAUUGAUCGAGAGAAAUCUUGUUUAAAUUGUCUAAUGUUGAUGAGGUCGUUACACAAAUAACAAGUCGGAUUCAUUGUUUAGCUGUAUUAGUCCAUCAUCAACAACUUUUGAGGUUAUAUUUUGAU